Cyprinus carpio (common carp) is the source of this 1577-nucleotide messenger RNA. It is a transcript of the gene mtrf1, whose product is annotated as mitochondrial translational release factor 1. Lineage: Eukaryota; Metazoa; Chordata; Actinopteri; Cypriniformes; Cyprinidae. Gene Ontology annotation, molecular function: translation release factor activity. Gene Ontology annotation, biological process: translational termination. The record is from RefSeq and is a predicted model, not a curated record.
AGUGCGUGUCCUAGUCCCUGUUUUCGAUGGCCACGUGAGCUUGACUGACCUGUAGUUUGGACUACCUAUGGAUGUGAACUAACACAGGACUGUCAUUAUUCACCGAUGUAUUAAUCGAUCUCAGUCUGGAUUGGUUGUUUGCUGUAAUGGUUAGUUAACGCGAGUGAUGGCGGCUCUGUGCCGGCUCGCGCCUCGCCUUCAGACGGUGAGGAUCUGCAGAUCAAUCGGACACAAAACCGACGAUCUCCUGCAGAACGAGUUGGUUCAGAGACACAUUAAACGCGUGAUCGACGAGCAGAAGUGUAUUUCUAGUCGUUUAGAGAGCGGACAGGUGCCAGAGUCUGACAGGAGAGAGUUAAACCUGCGGCUAGUCGAAGUGUCGAAGGUGGUUAAGGCUUUUGAGAAAACACAACUAGUGUUCAGAGAUCUGACAGAGAUACAGACCCUCAUUCACAACACCAGAGCUGAAGACCAGCAGAUGCUUUCGCUCCUGAGAGAGGAACAUGAAGAGCUGAGCAGAAGAACAGAGAAGCUGAACAAGGAGCUGAUAGAGACGCUGGUUCCCGCUGAUGAUCUCGACAGCAGAAGCGUCAUCCUGGAGGUGGCAGCGGGACGGACCACCGGAGGAGACAUCUGCCAGCAGUUCACCAGAGAGAUGUUUGAUAUGUACCAGGGCUUUGCCUCCUACAAACACUGGGACUUUGAGCUCUUCAACUACACUCCGGCAGAUUACGGUGGUGUCCAUCACGCGGCCGUGAGGAUCUCCGGAGGGUCUGUGUACCGCUGGCUGAAGUUCGAGGGCGGGACGCACCGAGUGCAAAGGAUUCCUGAAGUGGGUCUGUCGUCACGCAUGCAGCGCAUUCACACGGGAACCAUGACGGUCAUAGUGCUGCCGCAGCCACGUGAUGUGGACAUUCAGAUCGCAUCUAAAGACCUGCGCAUCGACACGUUCAGAUCACGCGGCGCAGGUGGACAGAGCGUCAACACCACGGACAGCGCCGUCCGCGCAGUUCACCUGCCCACAGGAACAGUAGCUGAAUGCCAGCAGUUUCGCUCUCAGCUGCAGAACCGUGACGCAGCGCUGCGUGUGCUCCGAGCCCGACUGUACCAGAGCAUCAUGGGACGCCAGAGAGCGCAGACGCACGCCGCACGCAGACAACAGGUCGGCACUCGAUCUCAGUCGGAGAGAAUUCGGACUUAUAACUUCAGUCAAGAUCGUGUGACGGACCACAGGAUCGCUUAUGUGACGCGCGACAUCAAGGAGUUCAUGAGGGGAGGUGAGGCUCUGGAGGAGGUGCUCAGACUCCUGCAGGAGAACCAUGAGAGAGAAGCUCUGCUGAAACUGGUGCAGAACAUCAGCUGAUCAACAGCCUGAAGAGAAAUCACUGACAUCAAGAUAUUGAGCAAAUAUUGUGUCUUCAUGACUGAAGUGUUAUGUGCAUAUUUCAUUAAAUUAUAUUUUAUACUUUUAUGAUUCAUGUCUGAGUUUGUCAGAGUCACUGCAGAUGUUCCAGUAAUGAAGCUCAAAUGUGUGCAGCACAAGUGUGAUGUUAAAAAUAAAAUAACAGUGCUUUAAA